Messenger RNA from Plectropomus leopardus (leopard coralgrouper), 578 nucleotides. The record is from RefSeq and is a predicted model, not a curated record. Lineage: Eukaryota; Metazoa; Chordata; Actinopteri; Perciformes; Serranidae.
UGUCUGUCCAUUUGGACGCCAGCACCAGUCACCCCUGGCUGAGUGUGUCCUCAGACCGACUGCAGGUCCAGGAGGCAGCGGUGCGUCCCCCUCCUCCCUCAGACAGCAGACAGCGUUUUGCUGAGUGGCCCUGUGUGCUGGGGGACACCGUCAUCACUGCAGGGAGACACUACUGGGAGGUGGAAGUGUCCCCUAAUGGGAGCUGGAGACUCGGUGUGAUAUCAGAGUCUGUUAACAGGAAACAAAAGUCCACCAUGUCACCAAGAAGAGGGUACUGGGUGCUGUGGAAGGGCACCAGUUUGUGGGCGUGCACAGACGAGCCCACCAAGCUGCAGAGGGCGGCUGUGCCGCGGCUCAUCGGGCUGUAUGUGGACGUCGGCGAGGGUCAGGUGUCUUUUUAUGAUGUAGAGCGAAGGGUUCACAUUUAUACUUUCUCCGAUACCUUCAGCCACAGUCUGGUCCCCGUGUUCGGCUGCCUGGACGGACGCACGGUUCUUAAAGUCAGACCAGCACAGGUGUCAGAUAAAAAACUCAGGAAUGUGUCUCUGACUAGAUUAGACCUGUUAGUCGUCAAAUAA